Vollenhovia emeryi is the source of this 652-nucleotide messenger RNA. RefSeq lists its product as uncharacterized. The transcript has 5 exons. The record is from RefSeq and is a predicted model, not a curated record. The coding region runs from base 8 to 646 and encodes 212 amino acids. NCBI's taxonomy places the organism in Eukaryota, Metazoa, Arthropoda, Insecta, Hymenoptera, Formicidae.
UUUCCACAUGUAUAGAUCCGUAAAAGGGACCUCCAGUUCGCUCGGUUCCUCGUCCGUCGCCUCCUUAGCAAGUAUAUCCGCCAUCUCGUUCCCCGCCAGUCCUCUGUGUGCCGGAAUCCAUACCAGCAACUUAACGCAGAAGUUCUCCGCUAGUCUUACGGCUCUAUGCUUCAACAUCGGUAUCCGUGCCUCAGCGAUCAUCACGUUAGUAGGUGUACUGUUCCUGUAUCCCAUCGCAGUUCUGAUACCUUGCGAGAGAGCGGUAUUUAUUUCCGGGCCUCUGGUGAGCGAGCAAAUAUACUUGAUGACAUCAUUUGCCUUUUCCAUUCUGCCUCGUAUUACCACUACAUGUCGUUCCAUGCUCGCCUUGUUGUCAAAGUUAACACCCAGGAACUUGGCUUCCGGUCCAGUCGUGUAUACCGCUAUAUCGUCAGCAAACUGUAAUAUUCCCACUCCAUCUGCCAGCCAUUCCGCGAUGAAUCUUGUGAUUCUACUUGGGCAUCCUCUUCUAUCAAGCUUCUCCACGAGGAUCUCUGGGAUUACGUUAUCGUAUGCCGAGGCCACGUCCAGGAAGGCCGCCAUAGUGUAUCCUCCUCUGUACAUAGUGCUCCUUACAUCCGCCAAUAGUUUCACCAAGUUGUUGUGACACGAU